AUGCAGCAAGUCCGCCGUCGUCGCGACCCGAACCAAAUGACUAUAGAAGAGUCCGUCAAUAAAUUACAAGCGACGUACACAAAGGACAAACAGCAGAUUGAACACUUUCUCAACACUUUUGUCACUGCAAGUGGACAGACGUACAAAGAGAAGGUCUCUAAAGUCUCACUUGAGCGUGACGGGAACUUCACAAUUCGACUUGAUGAUGUCGAGGAAUACUUACAAAGUGAUGACGGCACUUUCAAGGAUAAGCGUCUGAUGAAUCGUAUUGAAGAGAACGCGGAGAGGUAUUUGAAAUUGUUCAAAGAAGUCAUGUAUAAGAUGCUUCCGGCCAUCGACUCGAAAGACUUGGACACGUGCGACUCGGUCGACAUUUUGACGGUCCAGCGAGAAGCGCGAAAGAUGACAUAUCCGCUUGAGCUCAAAGCAAAGUUCGAGACGUUUUUUAGACCAAAGAAAGAACAACAGCAGAUCCCCAUUCGCGACUUACGGUCAAACAAAAUAGGGAAGAUAGUCAUAGUGAAGGGUAUAGUGACUCGAGUCACUGACGUCCGACCACUUGCGCGAGUGAUCACUUAUUUGUGUGGGUCGUGUCACAACGAAUUGUACCAGACAGUUAUCGGCAACACGUUUCUCCCACAAUACGAGUGUCCUUCUAAGUCGUGUAGGAAGACAAAUCGUAUAGGGACAUUACUCAUGCAACCACGAGCGUCCAAAUUUGUGAAAGUCCAAGAGAUCAGAGUGCAAGAACUCGUCGAAGAGGUGCCAAUGGGCGCAACUCCGCGAGCUCUUGUCGUCAAAUUAAUAGGCCCACUCGUGCAAUUAUGUUCUCCUGGUGACGUUGUGAAGGUCGAGGGCAUUUACUUGACCGACGAUUUCUACACACGUCGAGAUAUGCAUGUAGGGUUUGUCGCAGACACGUUCUUGUCUGCAAUGUACAUCGAAAAGGAGAAGAAAAACUACUCGACGUAUAACACAUCGGAAGAGUGUAAAGCUCGAAUCAAAGAGGAAAUACAGAAGAAGAGCUUUACUGAAAUAUAUGAGGGGAUAAGUGCAUCGAUAGCUCCGGAGAUAUAUGGGAUGUUGGAAUUAAAGAAAGCACUGUUGUUGACUGUUGUUGGGGCACCAACGAGAAGAAUGAAAGACGGUGUUAAUAUUCGAGGUGACAUCAAUACGUUGUUGGUUGGUGAACCUGGGAUUGCCAAGUCACAAUUACUUCGUGCCGUAGCGGGAAUAGCACCAAGAAGUAUUUAUACGACUGGGAAAGGGUCUUCUGGUGCUGGGUUAACUGCAGCGGUAAUGAAAGAUUUGUUAACGAAAGAGUGGGUGUUAGAAGGGGGUGCUUUAGUUUUAGCUGAUGAGGGUAUUUGUUGUAUAGAUGAGUUUGAUAAAAUGGAAGAAGGCGACCGAACGGCAAUAUACGAGGUGAUGGAACAACAGACCAUUUCUAUCGCGAAAGCUGGAAUUACAACAUCUUUGAAUGCCCGUGUUUCUAUUGUUGCAGCUGCGAAUCCCAAAUCGUCGCGGUACAACUUGAAAAAGUCGAUAUCCGACAAUGUUGGGUUACCUGCGGCGUUAGUCUCUCGGUUUGAUUUGUUGUUUGUUCUUCUCGAUAACCAGAAUGAAGAUUUUGACAGGGAAUUAGCCAAUUUUGUUUGUAAUUCUCACAGAGGUAUUGUGGGUGAAAGGAGUGCGAUGUAUGACGUUGAGUUCAUACGUGGUUUUAUUGGUAACGCAAAGAAUAUCAAUCCCGUCGUUCCCAAAGAGCUCACUGAGUAUCUAGUCGACUGUUACGCCAACAAACGGCAGAAGACCAAAAACAAGAAGGAUGACAUUAUUAUCACUCCACGAAGUUUACUUGGUAUCAUUCGACUCAGUCAGAGUCUUGCUCGAAUACGGUUCUCUCAAGAAGUCAGUUCUGGUGAUGUCGAUGAAGCUUUAACUUUGAUCAACGCGUCGCGUGAAGCCAUAGAAAGGUUCAGUGAAGGGGAGAAUCUUCUUGAAAACAAUUCCCAAGAGAUCGAUGAGAUAGUCGACAUGUUUAUUGACAGAGAAUGA
This is a messenger RNA of Entamoeba invadens IP1, 2058 nucleotides long. Its product is annotated as protein PROLIFERA, putative. Gene Ontology annotation, biological process: double-strand break repair via break-induced replication; DNA replication initiation; DNA replication. The transcript is spliced from 2 exons. The record is from RefSeq and is a predicted model, not a curated record. Gene Ontology annotation, molecular function: single-stranded DNA binding; single-stranded DNA helicase activity; ATP hydrolysis activity. Gene Ontology annotation, cellular component: MCM complex; nucleus. NCBI's taxonomy places the organism in Eukaryota, Evosea, Mastigamoebida, Endamoebidae. Bases 1 to 2058 code for a protein of 685 amino acids.